AUUUCAAAGCGCAAAAGCAUCAACUCCUCCAUUCCUUCAUCCUUCAUCCGUUCAUCGAUCGCGAUCCUCAAUCCCAUCAUCCUCUCUCUCUCUCUCCCCUUUUGCCGCUUCUCGCCAUGGAUGUUCAGCCCGCGCAGGUUCCAGCAGGGAAGCCUCAGCCGCCGAGACAGAAACCCGGCAGGAAAGCGAACGGGCCGUCGAAGGCCGUCGCCGCCAGAGAUCCUCCGAUUUCCAGGCAGAAGCGCGUGUUCGGUACGUCGCGGAACACCAACGUUCCGGCGAAACCGGCGACGGAGAAACAACCCGCUGCGAAACCCUCGACGGGGGUUGGCCGGAAACGGGUCCAGUCGGCGCCGAAAAGCCCACCCACCGUCGGUGCCGCUCUAGCAUCGGCUGCGGAGAAGACGUCUCCGGAGAGAGAGAAGCCUGAGCCGAGGAAGAAGAGCGUUUGCUUCGAAGAGGAAUCGCCUGAGAAUUUGGGCGAUGCGCCGGCAGAGAAAACGUCUCCUGAGAGAGCGGACUUCAAGCCGAAGAAGAAGAGCGUUUGCUUUGAAGAGAAAUCGCCUAAGAAUUCGGGCGAUGCGCCCGCGGAGAAAGCGUCUUCGGAGAGAGCGAACCCUAAGCCGAAGAAGAAGAGCGUUUGCUUCGAAGAGAAAUCGCCUAAGAAUUUGGGCGACGAGAGCGCGGUCGGGCCUCGGACCCCGGUCCAAGCGCCUUUUGCUGCCGUGGCAAAGCCGAGGAGGUCCGGGACGCCCUAUUACACAGCCGAGAAUUGCAGCAAGUGCAGGUUCGAUCGGCUGGAGACCGCUUCGUACUGGCUUGGCCAGAUCAAGCUGGCAGAGCCUGUCGGGAAGCAUUUCGUCUCGGCGAGUUUCUUUCGGAUGGCUCUGGAAUGCAAGGCCGAGCCCAUCCGGAACCUGCGCAUCGAGCUGAAGCGUUACUUGUCACGGCACCUGCACUUAUCGGAAGAGGAAGAGUGGAGAAACCUGUCUCUCGGCUAUGGAAUCCUGAAGGAUGAGCCCAAUUCAGGUCCCCAAAAUCCAGAUUGCAGGGAAGCCAGUGUGAGGCUGAGCAUCGAAAGCAACCGUGAUGAUGAUCGAGAACAUCAGGAUACAGAGGACGAGCUCAUCGACUUGAAGGAGGAAUAGGUGGAUUAGUCUUGAGAUUGCAAUAUCAUCUAGUCGGUCGGUCUUUUGUGUAUUUGGCUUCGAAUUAAGCAAUCUUUUGCUUUCUGGGUUUUGUCCAAGAAUCGAUAUAUACAUAUAUAUGUUAGUUUUCGCGCUAGAACUUUUGAGCGAUGAUGAGAUGUCUGAAAUAUGAGAUGCUAGCGCAACUGAAGUGAACUAUAGCACAGUGUAGUUUAAUAACACAGUUCAGACUUCAGAUGUUUGUCUUUGGGAUAUACAUUUGGUUUGAUGCUUGAUC
Eucalyptus grandis is the source of this 1425-nucleotide messenger RNA. RefSeq names its product translation initiation factor IF-2. Lineage: Eukaryota; Viridiplantae; Streptophyta; Magnoliopsida; Myrtales; Myrtaceae. Bases 117 to 1148 code for a protein of 343 amino acids. The record is from RefSeq and is a predicted model, not a curated record. The transcript is spliced from 4 exons.